Molecule: messenger RNA, 735 nt
Organism: Acanthoscelides obtectus
Lineage: Eukaryota; Metazoa; Arthropoda; Insecta; Coleoptera; Chrysomelidae
Source: the annotation of a GenBank genome assembly
AUGUCUUUAGAAACUAAUGGCUUUGACACUGUACAGAAUAAAUUGAAGAAUUAUUUUAUCAAGAGUGUUACUGAUAUAGUAGGCACCAUACCUUCAAGUAAAGAGGAAGCUAUAACGGCAGCGGUGCCUUUAGAAGAGGAAUUUUGGAGGUUUCAAGAAAUUUCAUUAAAUAAGCUACGCAAAACUGUUCUUCAAUUGAAGAAAAAAACUACGGGAGAUAAAACACUUACAUGCAGUUUGGUGAAGCAAUUGUUUGAUGCAAUUGUCUACCCCCUUUUGAAUAUUGUAAAUACAUCGCUCAGAACAGGAAAGACGCCUUCGUUUAUUAUAGUCCCGUACCCAAAACAAGUAAUCCACGUAAGCCAGAAGACUUGCGACCCAUCAAUCUUACGCCAGUCGUCGAGAAAGUUAUAGAAAUAAUAGUGCAUGAACAGCUGAGUGAGCAUCUACGUGUGAACGAUGUUCUUUUUGAGAGGCAACUCGGCUUCAGAAGAAAUAAUUCUUGUGAAACUGCAUGCCAAUUUUGUAUAAAGUGGAAAAACGAUGUAGAUGAUGGUAAAGUGAUUGUGUGUGUGUGUCAAUUGACCUAAAAAGAGCGUUUGAAACUAUUGACAGGAAAUUUUGGUUGAGAAAAUGUGAAAUAUAUGGAAUUAAGGGUACAGCGGUCUUGUGGGUGGGUGAUUAUUUAUCUGAGCGGUUACAAGUGGUAAAAAUUGAAAGUAAAAUAUCAAGUAA